This is a messenger RNA of Brassica rapa (field mustard), 908 nucleotides long. RefSeq names its product probable glutathione peroxidase 3, mitochondrial. NCBI's taxonomy places the organism in Eukaryota, Viridiplantae, Streptophyta, Magnoliopsida, Brassicales, Brassicaceae. Gene Ontology annotation, cellular component: cytosol. Gene Ontology annotation, biological process: response to oxidative stress. Gene Ontology annotation, molecular function: peroxidase activity. The record is from RefSeq and is a predicted model, not a curated record.
GUGUUGUGUUAGAAACUUGGAACAUUUUUGUUUGUUCGUCCUCGUCCUCUUUCACCAUAGAGAAGAAGAUUUUAAAAGAAUCUGUCUCGAUGCCUAGAUCAAGAACUUGUGUCUUAAUUCUCUUAUUGCCUCUAGCCUUUGUCUUCUACCUGUACAUGUCCCUGCCUUCUCCAGCUAUUGUCGACCAAUCAUCAUACAGCUCCAUCUACCACAUCUCUGUUAAGGACAUUGAAGGGAAUAAUGUGAGUUUAAGCAAGUUCACUGGAAAGGUGCUUCUUAUUGUCAACGUAGCCUCUAAGUGUGGUUUAACACAAGGAAACUACAAAGAGCUGAACAUUUUGUAUGCCAAGUACAAAACCAAGGGGCUUGAGAUCUUAGCGUUUCCUUGCAACCAAUUUGGAGGUCAAGAGCCAGGUAGCAACAAGGAGAUCAAGGAUAACAUUUGCACAACCUUCAAAGGAGAGUUUCCCAUCUUUGACAAGAUUGAAGUGAAUGGAGAGAACGCUUCACCUCUAUACAAGUUCUUAAAAGAACAAAAAGGCGGAUUGUUUGGGGAUUCUAUCAAGUGGAACUUUGCAAAGUUUCUGGUAGACAAACAAGGAAAUGUUGUGGAUCGAUAUGCUCCUACAACUUCACCUCUUGAGAUCGAGAAAGACAUAGAGAAGCUAUUGUCAUCUGCUUGAACAUAAAAAAAAAUUCAAGGACAAGAACACAGCAAUAGUUUCUCUAUAGACUUAUGAUGUGGACCGGUUUGGUGCAAGACAGGAGAGAAGAAGCAUGGAACAUGUCCGAGAUUGAGAAUGAGAGCCACUUUUAUAUACUGAUUCUCUUUAGAUGUAUGCUUGUGUGAACCAUGUUCUUUGUACCAAUCUUCAUCAAAAGAAUAAAAUUUUAUUUUAUUUUGCUCU